AGAAAGUAAAUACUUUUCUCCACUUCCUUAAUAUAUGAUCAUUCUACCAUAGCCAUAUAUACCUUUAGUCACAAAGCACCAAUAUUUGAUUUUCAAUUUUGGUUUUGUGCCUUCACAAAAAGGCAAGAGAUAGAUGAUCAUGGAUAACCCCAAACACAUAUUUGGGAGUAUGGCAACGGUGACAUUACUCUUCGUUGGAGUUAUUUUGAUGUAUCACUGGUCCUCUUCUUUCUCCAACGAAUUACUCCUAACCCAGAAAGAACUACUCUGCAAACAAUCCAAUUUUACCACCAGCACCACCAAUAUUGAAGCACAUGGAGAUGCCCUUGAUUCUGCUUUGGCCAAAGCCUCAAUGGGAAACAAAACGGUGAUAAUUGCUGUAGUAAAUAAGGCAUAUGUAGAGCAAGAUGUAGAGAGUGAUACAACUAUGUUUGAUAUAUUUCUUGAUAGUUUUUGGCUUGGAGAGGGAACAAAGCCUCUCAUUAAUCAUCUUCUCAUAGUAGCGGUUGAUCGAAAGGCCUAUGAUCGAUGUCAAUUUCUGAAGCUGAAUUGCUUCAGAUUAGACACAGAUGGGGUUGAUUUUGAAGGUGAGAAAAUCUACAUGUCUCAAGACUUCAUCAAAAUGAUGUGGAGAAGGACUUUCUUCCUCUUGGAAGUUCUCAAACGUGGCUACAACUUCAUUUUCACGGACACAGAUGUAAUUUGGCUAAGAAAUCCAUUUACAAGAUUGAGCAAGAAUAAGGUAGAAGACCUCCAAAUUAGCACAGACACGUACAUUGGUGACCCUUGGUCAGAAAAGAAUCCAAUCAAUACUGGAUUUUACUUUGUGAGGUCAAAUAACAAGACCAUUUCCUUAUUUGAAACAUGGUAUGGACAAAAGGAUAAUGCCAUGGGAAAAAAAGAGCAGGAUGUGCUUCUUGAUCUCAUUAGAGGUGGAGUAAUUAAACAAUUGAAACUUAAGGUUAGAUUUUUGGACACCCUUUAUUUUAGUGGAUUUUGUCAAGAUAGCAAAGAUUUUAGGACAGUUACUACUAUCCAUGCCAAUUGUUGUAGAAGCAUCACUGCAAAGGUGACAGAUCUCAAGACAGCCCUUCAUGAUUGGAAGAAAUAUAAGAGAUUGGACGUUAAUUCUACUAUGAAUCUACAAUGGACCAAGCAUAAUUGGUGUUGGAAAUCUUGGAGAACACCUAUAAAAACAAAUGCUUAAACAUCUUGAAUGAUGCAAAACUACCCAUUUUUAUUUUAUAUUUACUGAGCUUUUUUAAUUUAGGAAAGUGAACAUUUGAGGGUUUAUUUUGAUUUUUUUUUCCUCAGUAUGCACACAUGGAACAAUUGAAAAUGAAGAGAAAAAUCUGUAU
Messenger RNA from Cajanus cajan (pigeon pea), 1358 nucleotides. RefSeq lists its product as uncharacterized. The record is from RefSeq and is a predicted model, not a curated record. NCBI's taxonomy places the organism in Eukaryota, Viridiplantae, Streptophyta, Magnoliopsida, Fabales, Fabaceae.